CCCAGGGAGGGUCUGACACACGGCCAGGGCAGGGAGGAGACUGCAGAGACAACUACACAACAGCACGACGGCUGAGAGUGCGAUCUGCAGGACACGGGGGACCCUCACUGACACUAACAGGGGGCUACUGCACAGAAAAUAACACAGAACUUUGGGGAAGCCAAGAUGACUGAGGAAGCGAUUGUUCCCGUGUACGCCACAGGGAUCUCUGCCCAACUGCAGAAACAACGGGACCAUGAGCUGGGUGUAGGGAAACACGAUAAUGCUGUGAAGUUUCUGGGACAGGAUUAUGAUCGGAUUCAGCAAGAGUGCUUACAAAAUGGAACUCUGUUUAAAGAUGACACUUUUCCUCCGACUGCUUACUCAUUGGGCUUUAAAGAGCUAGGUCCAAAUUCCUCCAAAACCUACGGAGUUAAAUGGGUCCGGCCUUCGCAACUUAUGUCCAAUCCUCAGUUUAUAGUCGAUGGUGCUACAAGGACAGACAUCUGCCAAGGGGCUCUCGGUGACUGUUGGCUCCUUGCUGCUAUAGCCUCUCUUACAUUGAAUGACACUCUUCUCCAUCGAGUGGUUCCCCAUGGUCAGAGCUUCCAGCAGAACUAUGCAGGAGUGUUCCAUUUCGAGCUCUGGCAGUAUGGAGAGUGGGUGGAUGUCGUCAUUGACGAUUUGCUCCCAGUUAAAGAUGGGAAACUGGUCUUUGUACACUCAGCCUCAGGAAACGAGUUCUGGAGCGCCCUGCUGGAGAAAGCCUAUGCUAAAGCUAAUGGAUGUUAUGAGGCUCUCUCAGGGGGGAGCACCUCUGAAGGCUUUGAAGAUUUUACUGGAGGUGUAACAGAGUGGUAUGAGCUGAAAAAACCACCAGCUGACCUGUUCUCCAUCAUUGUAAAGGCUGUGGAGAGAGGAUCCCUCAUGGGCUGCUCCAUUGAUAUCACUGGUGCACAGGAUAUGGAAGCUGUAACCUUCAAGAAGCUAGUCAAAGGUCAUGCAUACUCCCUUACUGGAGCCAAAGAGGUCAAUUUCAGAGGCCAAAAUACUAAAUUAGUUCGAAUGAGGAACCCCUGGGGUGAGGUUGAGUGGACCGGUGCUUGGAGUGAUGAUUCAAAUGAGUGGAAUUAUGUGGAUCCAUCAGAGAGAGAUGAUCUCAGACUAAAAAUGGAAGAUGGUGAAUUUUGGAUGUCAUUCCAAGAGUUCCUCAAGGAAUUUUCCCGUCUAGAAAUUUGCAAUCUCACGCCAGAUUCCUUGACAGCACGCAAAUACCGCAAAUGGAACACAACAUUUUACCAUGGAACCUGGAGAAAGGGGAGCACAGCUGGCGGCUGUAGGAACUUUCCAGCUACGUUCUGGAUUAACCCACAGUUUAAAGUGAAGCUGGAACAUGAGGAUGAAGAAGAUGAUUAUAGCAAUGAAAAAGGCUGCACUUUUCUCAUUGCCCUUAUGCAGAAAAACCGAAGAAAAGAGAGACGAUUUGGGAAGGACAUGGAGACGAUCGGUUUUGCUGUCUAUGAGGUCCCCAGAGAGUUCUUGGGACAGUCAGCUGUGCAUCUCAAGCGUGACUUCUUCCUAGCAAACGCAUCCCGCGCACGUUCCGAGCAGUUCAUUAACCUACGAGAAGUCAGCACCCGGCACAAGCUUCCCCCCGGGGAAUACAUAGUAGUGCCUUCCACCUUUGAAGCCAAUGUUGAGGGAGAUUUUGUCCUGAGAGUCUUUUCAGAAAACCGACAUGGGACUGUUGAAAUGGAUGAUCCAAUAACUGCUGUCUUACCUGAAGAGGGAGCUGUAACCGAAGCAGACCUUGAUCAAGGAUUUAAAAACCUUUUCAAACAACUUGCUGGUGCGGACAUGGAGGUUAGCGUUCAGGAGCUACAGGCCAUAUUAAAUAAAAUUAUAUCCAAACAUAAAGACCUUCGCACUAAAGGAUUUAGCUUGGAGUCGUGCCGCAGUAUGGUGAAUCUUAUGGAUAAAGAUGGAAAUGGCAAACUAGGAAUUUUGGAGUUUAAUAUCCUGUGGAAUAAAAUCAAACAUUACCUGACUGUUUUCAGACAGUUUGACAUGGACAAAUCAGGAAGCAUGAAUGCCUAUGAGAUGCGCCUGGCUGUAGAGUCCGCAGGCUUCAAACUGAGCAAUACCCUGCAUCAGCUGAUUAUCACCAGAUACUCUGAGCCUGAUCUGUCUGUGGAUUUCGAUAGCUUUGUGUGUUGUCUAAUCAGACUGGAGACCAUGUUCAGAUUCUUCCAAACCAUGGAUACAGACAAAGAUGGUGUCAUCAACUUCACUCUUUUCACUUGGCUCCAGAUGACAAUGUUUGCAUAAUGAAAUCCCUGUCCUGCAUUCGCUGGAUCCCUGAAAGCGCCUAUAAUCGACUGCAAGUGCCUUUUUCACUCGCUGCCCCUGUGCCAAAGCAAUAUAAGGAGGACCUGUCUCUUGGAGGACCUUUUCCUGCAUCUGCUCUUGUGUGGCCUCCCCUGUGUAUAGCAUCCAUUUUAUGUUUAUCAACUUUCCUCUGUUCCUGCUUCUCAAACUCAACAUCCUUCUAGUUCUCCAACAUGUAUUAGAGAAGUGACAUCAUCAGUGUGAGAGCGAUGCCAAUAUACUGCUGCCCCUCAGAUACCAUGGCCAGUUAUCUUCUAUUACCAAAGUCAUUCUUUCUGGUUUUGUACUGAGUUUUAAAUGCCAAAAUAAAGAUUAGCAUUCUGUUACCAAAAUAGCUUCAGACGUGAGCAAUACAUGUAAACUGUAUAUAGAGUGUUACUAGGUGCUGCAUUGCUUUAUCAAUACAGACUUUUCUAUUAUUACAUAAAGCCUCUUCUUCUUUA
Molecule: messenger RNA, 2810 nt
Organism: Nanorana parkeri
Lineage: Eukaryota; Metazoa; Chordata; Amphibia; Anura; Dicroglossidae
Gene: CAPN1
Product: calpain 1
Exons: 22
Coding region: 166-2307 (713 amino acids)
Biological process (GO): proteolysis
Cellular component (GO): cytoplasm
Molecular function (GO): calcium-dependent cysteine-type endopeptidase activity; calcium ion binding
Source: RefSeq, a predicted model, not a curated record